GUGCCCUAUGAGGGCAUCCAAGAAGCAGCAGCUGCCUGUGUGGUAGGGGACCCCCGUCUCUCAGUACGCGUGUCCCCUGGCCAGCAUGGACAACGGCUCCUGCUGCCUCAUCGAGGGCGACCCCAUUGCCCAGGUGAUGCCCCCGCUGCUGAUCCUGGCCUUUGUGCUUGGGGCCCUGGGCAACGGGCUGGCACUGUGUGGGUUCUGUUUCCACACGAAGACCUGGAAACCCAGCAUCAUUUACCUUUUCAACCUGGCCGUGGCUGACUUCCUCCUCAUGGUCAGCCUGCCCUUCCGGACGGACUACUAUCGCCGGCGCCGCCAGUGGGCCUUCGAGGACAUCCCGUGCCGGCUGGUGCUCUUCCUGCUGGCCAUGAGCCGGGCCGGGAGCAUCGUGUUCCUCACAGUGGUGGCCGUGGACCGGUACUUCAGGGUGGUACACCCGCAUCACGUGGUGAAUGCCAUGUCCAACCGCACGGCAGUCGCCGUGGUCUGUGCCCUGUGGGCACUGGUCGUCCUGGGGACGCUGUACCUGCUGAUGGAGAAUCACUUGUGUGUGCAGGACAAGACAGUUGCCUGUGAGAGCUUCAUCAUGGAGUCAGCCAAUGGUUGGCACGACAUCAUGUUCCAGCUGGAGUUCUUCUUGCCCCUCGGCAUCAUCUUAUUUUGCACCCUCAGGAUAAUCUGGAGCCUGAAGCAACGGCGGCAGCUGGCCCGGCAGGCCCGGAUGAAGAGGGCCACCCGCUUCAUCAUCGUGGUGGCUGUGGUGUUCGUCACCUGCUAUCUGCCCAGUGCGUCGGCUAGGCUGUACUUUCUGUGGACGGUGCCUUCCAGCGCCUGCGACCCCUCGGUGCACGUGGCCCUGCAUGUGACGCUCAGCUUCACCUACAUGAACAGCAUGCUGGACCCCCUGGUGUAUUACUUCUCAAGCCCCUCGUUCCCCAAGUUCUACACCAAGCUCAAAAUCCGGCGUUUGAUAUCCCAGCGCUCCGCACGAGUCCCGACGCGACCGGAGGAAAUGCCCAUUUCCAACCUGUGUCGCGAGGGCGUGGCAAAUGCCUUCCAGAGAACAGCAGAUGUGCGGUUGGGUCUGGAGAUGUGCUGAAUGGCACCGAGGUAAACAGACACGUGGACUCAAGGAGGCAGCUUAGAAAUGAGUCGUUCUAGGGGGGGCUUGGGGGGAGGACAGAGUUUCACAUGCCAGCCUGGCUUAGCGACAGCCUUCUCUCUCUUACUGGAAACUGGGAAACGAAAAGCAGGUCCCGGUGCUUUUUGGGAAGUUUCCGGUUCAGAAGCAAGUUGGAUGCAGGUACAUGGUG
Messenger RNA from Sorex fumeus (smoky shrew), 1319 nucleotides. RefSeq names its product hydroxycarboxylic acid receptor 1 (gene HCAR1). Gene Ontology annotation, cellular component: membrane. Gene Ontology annotation, molecular function: G protein-coupled receptor activity. The record is from RefSeq and is a predicted model, not a curated record. Gene Ontology annotation, biological process: G protein-coupled receptor signaling pathway. Lineage: Eukaryota; Metazoa; Chordata; Mammalia; Eulipotyphla; Soricidae.